AUGAUUGUGAUCAGAUUCAUGCAAGGCACAGCUCUAGUAUUCAUCGCUGCAGCCAUUGGCUGUGCGUUGCUAGCUGAGCUCAAUUCAGUCUAUUCGCACCAGAAGAUCCAGCUCUUGGAUAAGAAUGCCACUUCCACAAGCCUGCGGCGGCCAGACUCCGAAACAAGUGAUCCAAGUUCGCCGAAGCUGCCUCGUCAGCGGCUGCCCAUGUGGCUGCCGGAAAAAGAGCUUGGUCCAGGCCUAUUGAAUCUCCCAGAAGUGGAGCAGCUGUCGCAGAAGCGCUGCUUGAAAUUCAUUCACAUCCCGAAGACGGCCGGCUCUUCCAUUGAUCAGCUGGGCUUCAAUUUGAAACUCAACUGGGGGCCUAAUGACCGCUCCUUGCGCUGCAGCAACAUGUCCUUGUGCCGGCAAACCACUCCGCUCCUGAGACCCUGUUGCUGGCCGAAAUCGACCACCGCCUGCAGCCUUUGGCACUAUCCACCCAGCGUGGAUGAACAACUGGCACAAAUCUAUGCCAACUGCUCCACCUUUUGCGUGGUCCGUGAUCCCAUCAUGCGCUUCAUGAGCGAAUACUUCUACAUGUCCAAGCACAAGCAUGUCCAAGGAGACUUGUGCGAUCCAGGCAAAUUCGAGCAAUACGCCAAUGAGACCCUGCAACGUCUCGGGGAAGAUCCGUUUGUCGAUGAUUGCCACCUGGUGCCACAAGCGUACUAUUUGAGCUCAAAGGAUGGCCGCCGCUUGUGUGAUCACAUCAUCCGCUACGAGCACUUGCAGACAGAACUGACCCAACUGUUGAAGUGGUAUCACAACCUGAGCGAGACAGCCAGCCAACUUCGAGUGGUGAACCAAGCCCGACGCUGCGACUCCGUGGCCAUGUCCCCCCAGCUGCGUCGGCGCCUCCAAGAGUUCUUCCGCGUGGACUACGAACUCGGCUUGGGACAAUUGGGACAUUGA
Molecule: messenger RNA, 954 nt
Organism: Durusdinium trenchii
Lineage: Eukaryota; Dinophyceae; Suessiales; Symbiodiniaceae
Source: the annotation of a GenBank genome assembly